This is a messenger RNA of Manihot esculenta (cassava), 2505 nucleotides long. Its product is annotated as proline-rich receptor-like protein kinase PERK4. Gene Ontology annotation, biological process: protein phosphorylation. NCBI's taxonomy places the organism in Eukaryota, Viridiplantae, Streptophyta, Magnoliopsida, Malpighiales, Euphorbiaceae. The transcript has 9 exons. Bases 454 to 2220 code for a protein of 588 amino acids. Gene Ontology annotation, molecular function: protein kinase activity; ATP binding. The record is from RefSeq and is a predicted model, not a curated record.
ACAAGCGCAGCCUUGAAAUAGUAAAAGGGGCAACAAACUCAAAACUAUUCACGGGAAGCUAAGACAAGAGGUUGAGAAAAAGAGAGAGAAAUUGUAAAAAAGAGAAUCUUCCAUGAUUCCCUCCUUUGUAGAAUGACAGGUAUCUGCUCCAUUCCCUUUCUUCAAUUCCAUAUGGAAAAUGGUGAAGCACAAAAGCUGGUGUCGUUUUAGAUACAGGAGAGAUGCUUGGAGGAGAAUGGGAUACAAGAAUACAACAUAGAAUUUGUCAUUUGUUAUUUGCUUUGAUGUAAGUAGUUUGCUUCUGAUAUACAAAUAUUGUGAUUUAUUUAAUUACAGGGAUCCUCAAAUCUUGAGACCAGCAGUUAGGGGAGAGGUGGAGUUUUCCGGCGGGUUCUUAAACCCAUGUUUAUCAUCUUUUGGCUGGCCGGAAUUACUUCAUGAGAUACAGAGAAAAUGUCUUCAUCCCCUGCCAGUCCUGCUGCGUCACCAGAUUCUGGCUCCUCAUCAAAUUCUUCAUCCUCAUCGUCACGGCCUCCACCACCUCCAAACUCAAAAUCUCCCGAGAAAUCGCCACCUGCAACCGAGUCGCCACCUCCACGUUCAUCUGAACAUUCACCUCCACCACCGUCUCAUCAUAAAAGCAACAGCAGUGCUUCACCAACUCCCCAGCGACAUAAAUCAUUGUCCCCCUCGCCAUCACACAAAUCAUCAUCAUCAAAAGAUUCAUCUUCUUCAGAAGACAGUGGCAUAAGUCAUGAUCAGUUAAAAAUAGUAGUUGGAGUAUCAGUUGGGAUUGGAUUAUUGAUUGCACUUCUGAUCAUCUGUGCAGCAGCUCUGUGCAGGAAGAAGAAGAAAAAGGAUGAGCACGUGCAGUAUUAUGGAGAGUAUCAAGGAGGUAGUAAAAAAUAUUACCAGAGCUCAGUCCACCAAAACUGGCACAAUGGCCCCCCACCACCAGUUGGAUCACAGCAUAAUAAUUUUGUGGCACAAUCGUCACCAGGUAGUGGUUGGAAUGGACCUCCACCACCUCCACAGAUGAUGACGAGCGGUGAUAUGAGCUCUAAUUUCUCGGGUCCUUAUCGUCCUCCCUUGCCUCCUCCGUCACCAGAUAUUGCUCUUGGGUUCAACAAAAGUACCUUCACAUAUGAUGAGCUUGCAGCAGCUACAGGAGGAUUUGCUCAGGCCAAUUUAUUAGGUCAGGGAGGAUUUGGAUAUGUUCACAAGGGUAUGUUGCCAAAUGGAAAAGAGAUUGCAGUUAAGAGCCUCAAGUCUGGUAGUGGACAGGGAGAGCGAGAAUUCCAGGCUGAAGUUGAUAUCAUCAGCCGAGUCCAUCAUCGGCAUCUGGUGUCCCUUGUUGGAUAUUGUAUUGCCGGAGGUCAGAGAAUGUUGGUUUACGAAUUUGUUCAAAAUAAUAACUUGGAACAUCAUCUCUAUGGCAGGGGUCUUCCUGUGAUGGACUGGUCAACAAGGCUCCGCAUUGCAUUAGGCUCUGCCAAAGGGCUCGCUUAUCUCCAUGAAGAUUGUCAUCCUCGAAUUAUUCAUCGGGAUAUCAAAGCCGCUAAUAUUUUGCUUGACUCCAACUUUGAAGCCAUGGUGGCUGAUUUUGGAUUGGCUAAGCUGUCUUCUGAUAAUAACACUCAUGUCUCCACCCGUGUCAUGGGUACAUUUGGGUAUUUGGCUCCAGAGUACGCAUCAAGUGGAAAGUUGACGGAGAAAUCAGAUGUUUUUUCAUUUGGGGUCAUGCUUUUGGAACUCAUAACUGGAAAGAGACCUGUGGAUCCUACAGAUGCAUUGGAAGAUAGCUUAGUCGACUGGGCUCGACCACUUCUCAGUCGCUCAUUGGAAGAUGGCAACUAUACUGAGUUGGUCGACUUGCGGUUGAACAACAACUUCAACCCUGACGAGAUGAGGGGCAUGGUUGCUUGUGCUGCUGCCAGCAUUCGCCAUUCUGCUAAAAAGCGCCCCAAAAUGAGUCAGAUAGUACGUGCCCUGGAAGGAGAUGUUUCACUGGAGGACUUGAACGAGGGAGCGAGGCCUGGCCGCAGUUCUGCGUUAGGCGUUACAAAUGUAACUGCAGAAUCCGAUGGCGAUUCAUAUAAUGCAGAUAUGAAGAAGUUCAGGCAUAUGGCAUCGUCAAGCCAAGAAUUUACAAGCGGUGAACUUGGGAAUUCAAGCUCCGAUUCCAGAGAGAUGUCCCCUAGAGGACGCACCAACUAUUAAUUUUUAACCAUUUAUCAAACAUUAGACAAAGCUACAGCAUACAACAUGUACAUUUGCAUAACUUUAUUCAUCACUUGUGUUUGUUCAAAAGGUUUAACUUAGAAAAUGGAGAUUGAAAAAUUAUAGGGGCCGUGGUGUGGAUCUUUCAGUAAUGGGAUUGCAUUUUUAUUUUUGUUUUCUCUUUCCAUCUUACCAUGGAUUUCAAGUUCUGGGGCGAAUUUAGCUUAUACUGUAGUGAAUAUGAGUUGUCUGUGUUAUAAUUAUAUAUACAAGUGUAAAUUACUA